This is a messenger RNA of Marchantia polymorpha subsp. ruderalis, 1981 nucleotides long. Lineage: Eukaryota; Viridiplantae; Streptophyta; Marchantiopsida; Marchantiales; Marchantiaceae. The record is from the annotation of a GenBank genome assembly.
GGUCCUGGGGUAUGUAAUAUGUCGCCGGAGGGAAGGGGGCCUGAGUGAAGACGAGAGAUGGAGAUGGGAACUGUAGUUGGCCCAUGGUUUAGGUGCGAGACAAUGUGGUGCCAUGUGGUGAAGGGUUGUCGGGUUGAGUACUCUCUUUUCCCUUGUUGCUGAGUUCUGUUUUGGUUUGGUGUGGUGUGUGCCAUGAGGUGGGAUUUGAUGGAAUCCUUAGCCAUUGCUGUGUCAGCGCUAUAAGAGCACAGUGGUGCACUGCCGUUGCUUUGACCAUCUUUCGACGUAUGUGCGUUUCGUCCUGUCGAGAGGCGUUUCGAGAGUGAGCUAUAAUUGGAUGUCAUGAGGAGAGUUGCGGUACCUUCCGUUGUUAUACCGGGCAAUUGAGGCACUGUGUCGUGUCCAGCAAGGUCUGCAUUCGUGACAAGGCUGGCUGAUACGAUUCCUCUCGCUACAUCAUCGAAUCAUCGAUGGAAGAUGUUGCCAGCUGGAGAGCAGGCUGGCGAGAAUAUGUGUGGGGUGGAUUUGCAGGCGCUUUUGGGGAGACGUUGAUGCACCCGGUUGACACUCUUAAGACCAGAAUUCAAAGCGGGGGUCAGUUCAUAGUCGCUCAUCAAGGUCACAACGAGGUUGGACAAGCGCUCAGAUUUAUAUGGAGUGUUGAUGGUGUGAGAGGCUUCUACCGAGGAGUGGUGCCAAGCUUCAUCGGUUCUCUGGUCACAGGAGCGACCUAUUUUGGAUUCAUAGAAACUACAAAAGACUGGCUCGAGUACAGCAAACCAUCUUUAACUGGUCCAUGGGCCCACUUUUUGGCUGGUGCUAUCGGCGAGGGAUUGGGUUCAGUGGUGUAUGUUCCUUGUGAAGUCAUCAAGCAGAGAAUGCAGCUCCAAGGAAGUUGUCAAUCUUGGAGCGCCACUAUGGCUAAGAUCAAUAAAUCUUCAAGUUCGGGUCUGGCGAGUUAUAUGUACUACACAGGAGUGUAUCAAGCCGGGAGGAGUAUUCUGCUAAAAGAGGGAUUCGCUGGUCUCUAUUCAGGAUAUUUCUCGACUCUCGCAAGAGAUGUUCCUUUUGCUGGUUUGCAGAUUAUGUUCUAUGAAGGGUUUAGGGAGGCUUUGGAGUACAGUCAUGAAAAGAAAUUUCUGACUGAAAUCAACAUUACUGCUCGCAAGUUCAGCUCAUUGGAGGAGCUAGUCAUGGGGGGCAUAGCCGGAGGCGUCAGUGCUUUUUUAACCACCCCUUUGGAUGUAAUCAAAACUCGACUUCAGGUGCAAGGUUCAACUCAUCGGUACAAGGGCUGGACAGAUGCUGCUAAGACAAUAUGGAAGGAGGAGAACAUCCAUGGGUUUUUCCGAGGAGUUGUUCCAAGAGUGGUGUGGUUUGUGCCUGCAUCAGCCGUCACGUUUAUGAGUUUUGAAUGGUUCCGAAAGCAAUAUCAUGAAAAAAUAAAUGACUCAGUGCACGAAUGCGGUGCUGGCCUAGGUGUACUUACGAAGGGAAGUGUCUCGUCCUCGCCUUUUUUACCACGUCCUUUAUCCUCUCAUGAAUCCAGACAAGAUCAAUCUUCAGCAGGGAAUGCUUAAUCUAUUGAGUAUCCAUACCGCCUAUUUUCCCUUUGGAACAACUUAAUCAGAUUUUUCAAAUGCAGUUCAUCUACUUUCAGCUGAUCUCUGAGUUCAAGUAGUUCUCAUGAAUGUGCAUCCGUGAGUGUCGACGAUAUUUCAGAACAUAGAGAACAGUAGAUCGUCGACAGUUUGUCAGUCGUCGAUGUAAAUCUUCAAACUUCGUCAGGAUGCCAAUCGUUGAGUUCUGAAGUGCGGCACAUCAUGUGUGUUCUUCUCAUCUUGAAAAUAAUAGGAGUAAAGUGGAAGCUGUCAACUCUAUGCUAGAAGGACCGUACUCACCUCCUUAUGGAUACACCUUUUAACCAAUGAAAGUAACACCUGCCAAAUGCUGAAGAAGAUUUCAAUGGACCUUUUUGGAU